Messenger RNA from Scophthalmus maximus (turbot), 6649 nucleotides. It is a transcript of the gene sh3pxd2aa, whose product is annotated as SH3 and PX domains 2Aa. Gene Ontology annotation, molecular function: phosphatidylinositol binding; superoxide-generating NADPH oxidase activator activity; protein binding. Lineage: Eukaryota; Metazoa; Chordata; Actinopteri; Pleuronectiformes; Scophthalmidae. Gene Ontology annotation, biological process: superoxide anion generation. The record is from RefSeq and is a predicted model, not a curated record. The transcript has 16 exons. Bases 116 to 3661 code for a protein of 1181 amino acids.
GAGUCUGCGCCGCCAAAUCGGCCGCCGCUCUCUUCAGUGGACCCGCGAGCUGUGUCAACGAUGACUGCCGUGAUUAUUCUCCCGUGAGGAACGCCGAGCCGCCCGCCGCCUCUCUAUGCAGAGCCUCUGCAGGGUCAAGAUGCAGUUUCGGACCGUGCUGGACGUGAAAGUCGUGGACGUGGAGAAGAGGCGCAGUCCGUCCAAGCACUACGUCUAUCUCAUCAAUGUCACCUACUCUGACAACACCUCGCACAUCGUCUACAGAAGAUACAGCAAAUUCUUUGACCUACAGAUGCAGAUACUUGACAAGUUCCCAAUUGAGGGAGGGCAGAAAGACCCGAAGAAGAGGAUCAUCCCAUUUCUCCCAGGCAAGAUCCUGUUCCGGAGGAGUCAUGUGCGAGAUGUGGCCAUGAAGCGGCUGCGUUUCAUCGACGACUACUGCAGGGCGCUGGUGCGACUCCCCCCGCAGAUUUCUCAGAGCGAGGAGGUGCUGCGCUUCUUUGAGACGAAAGCUGAGGACGUCAAUCCCCCAGUGGAGGACUAUGGCUCCAAGCGCAAGUCGGUAUGGAUGUACGGCUUUACAGACAGCCCGAGGAAAGAGGCCUCAGGGAUUGACAGCUCGGAGCCCAUGGUGCUGGAGCAGUACGUGGCCGUGGCCAACUACGAGAGGCAGGAGAACUCGGAGAUCAGCCUCAAGGCCGGCGAGACGGUGGACGUGAUCGAGAAGAGCGAGAGUGGUUGGUGGUUCGUCAGCACAGCAGAGGAGCAGGGCUGGGUGCCGGCCACGUACCUGGACUCUCAGAAUGGGACCAGAGACGAUUUGGAUCUUGGCACUUCCAGGACUGGCGAAGUUACUAAGAGACGCAAGGCUCAUCUGAAGAGGCUGGACCGCCGCUGGACCCUCGGGGGUAUAGUCAACCGUCAGCAGAGCAGAGAAGAGAAGUAUGUGACGAUACAGCCGCACGCCAGUCAAGGGAAGGAUGAAGUCAGCUUUGAGAAGGGGGUCACCGUGGAGGUCAUCCAAAAGAACCUGGAGGGCUGGUGGUACAUCAGAUACUUAGGGAAAGAGGGCUGGGCCCCGGCCUCAUACUUGAAAAAGCUGAAGGAGGACUUCUCCCCGCGCAAGAAGACCCUGACCGGCCCCGUGGAGAUCAUCGGCAACAUCAUGGAAAUCAGCAACCUCCUGCAAAAGAAGUCGGUGAGCGAGAAGGACAUUCAGACGGACGGCGAGGGCAGCACCACGCCGGAGCGCCACAUCUCCAAGUGCGAGAUCAGCCUGCCGAUGCCCUUCAGCUCCGAGAUCAACGCCGAGACGGGCCGCAGGCUGAGCGCGGGCCGGGACACCAACAGCCCGUGUCUGGGAAUCGCAGCGAGCGCCGCGCUGAACGAGAGCAAAGGGAGAGGCGAGCCCGGCUCCCCGGCUGUUGCGAGGGUGGCGCCGCACAGAGUGGAGAUCGGCUUCGAUGCUGUAGGGUCUCCAAAUCUGAGACAAAAACCUCCCCCAAGGAGAGACACCAACUUGGGAUUCCAGUUACCUAAGCCACCGGAGCCCCCUGCUGUGGAAGCCGAGUAUUACACCAUAGCAGAUUUCCAGUCCUCGAUCUCGGAUGGCAUCAGUUUCCGUGGAGGACAAAAGGCUGAUGUGAUCGAGAAGAACCCUGGAGGCUGGUGGUACGUGCAGAUCGGAGAGACGGAGGGCUGGGCCCCGUGCUCCUACAUCGACAAACGCAAGAAACCCAACCUCAGCCGACGGACUAGCACCCUGACCCGGCCCAAAGUCCCGCCGCCAGCGCCGCCCGUUAAAAAGCAAGAAUCUGAGGAGGCCCCCCCCCCCGCGAACUCUGCCUCCAAAGCCUCGGAGCCGCCUAACAGGCCUGUGUACGAGGAGCCUGAAUAUGAUAUUCCGGCGGUUGGAUGCGAAGGUGAGUCCGACACGGAUUCUUUGAGGGAUGAGCGUUGCCUGGACGGGAAGAUCAGCAGCGUGGUCGGCGAUAAGUACCGCAGCUCCCCUCCCUCAUGCAAAGCCUCCCCUCCUGUCCGCAAGGCGUCUCCUGCUUUCAGUCGUCGGAGAGCCUCCUUCAGGUCAGUGGAGGAGGUUGCCAAAGAAGAGUGUAUUUACGAGAACGAUGGCUUCAGGCAAAGCGGUGGCGCUGAGCGGACCUCGGCCAAAGGUUCCAGUGAGCCCAACUCCCCGAAGAGUUACCACUCCUCCACCGUCCCACGAAAGCCCUCUGGAUCCUCGCCUCUGGCCGGCAGGCCCGUGAAGACGAUGACGCCCGAGAUGAAUCGUAGGAGUCAGACUCUGGGCAGACACGUGGAUGUCGGCCGCAGGUCUCAGGACAGCAGCCCCCUCUCUUCAUCAGAUGAAUUGAGCAGAGGCCCCAAGAGAAGCCCGGCUUUCGCCCGGGACGUGGAGCAGAGAAUAGGUCAGAGCCCCUCCACCAGACCCAAGCCUUCCGUCAGGCCCAAACCCCUCCUGACCAAGUCAGAGCCGCAGAGUCCUGAAAGGAUGGACAUCAGUUCUCUGAGACGGCAGCUGAGGCCCACGAGUCAGUAUCGCCACAGCGUCAAACCCUCUCGCGGGGACGACUCCGAAACGGCCUCGGUUAUCUCAUCGGAGGACUCCGUGUGUUCGCGCAGCACCUCGGAUCUCUCCUCUGUUUACUCCAAAGGGAGCCGGGGCGACUCAGACGUGGAGGGCCCCACUCUCUACCGCUCGCUGGACGUCUACAAGAAGGUCCAAGACUCUGAGAUCAGCUUCCCAGCCGGAGUGGAGGUGGAGGUCCUGGAGAAGCAGGGGAGCGGCUGGUGGUACAUCCGUUGGGGCUCGGAGGAGGGCUGGGCUCCCUCCUACUACCUGGAACCCGUCAGACACGCGGGCGACGCCAGCGGGAUGGACUCAGACGGACACGGGAGCGGCGGCAGUAAGUCCAACAGCCUGGAGAAGAACGAGCAGCACGUCUUGGCCCUCAAUAGCAUCAACAUUCAGGGUCUGACGCCGCAGCACCAAGGCCUGAGGAGGAAUACCCCACCGAUUCCUUCCAAGCCUCCCGGGGGCUUCUCGAAGCCCUCUGGGAUGGUCAACGGAGGCGUGCGGAUGAGGAACGGCGUGCGCCAGGUGGCGGUGAGGCCGCAGUCCGUGUUCGUGACGACGACACAGACCCCAAAGGACGCGCACUACAUGACGGGGUCCCUGAGGCGAAACGAAUCGCUCGGCCGAAGCGAUCACUACAGAUCCGGUUCGGCCACCCUCGGAGUCCGGCGGAAUGCCUCCUUCAGCACCGUGCGGCCACAUGUGGUCGUGGAAAGCCAGACGCGGCCCGCCGAGCGCUCCAGCCUGGGGUCCUCGGGGAGCGCGUUCAGCGCGAGCAACGUCCAGGAAGCCCUCAGCAGGGUCGGCCAGCGCAACGGCAUCCCCGUGUCCACCGUCCGGCCCAAGCCGAUAGAGAAGAGCCAGCUGAUCCACAACAACCUGGGCAGGGAUGUGUACGUGUCCAUCGCCGACUAUCGCGGUGACGAGGAGACUAUGGGCUUCACCGAGGGCACCUGUCUGGAGGUGUUGGAGAGAAACCCCAACGGAUGGUGGUACUGCCAGGUGCAGGACAGCCUGCUUCCCCGCAAGGGCUGGGUCCCAUCCAACUACCUAGAGCGGAAGAAGUAAAGCCCACCCUCCAUCCUUCCCCCUCACCCGCCGUCCCACCUCCCCCUUUUCACGAUGUCUCCAAGGGACACGGUUGACAUCGCUCCUCCUUGAAUGUUACCCCGCAAUCUCCUGUAAGCAAUAUGUCCUCGACAAUGUACAUUUAUGAAAAAAAAGACUGUGUAAAAAAAGAAAGAUGUUUUAAUCUGAUGAGAAAAAGGACACCUUUAGUGCUGGUUUACUAAAAUGUAUUCAAGGAGAAGUUUUAAAGAGUUUAGAUGUUUUUGCCCGGGUCGCAGUGGGAGACAGAGUUGCGGGAUUGUUCACCCUGGUGGGAGGAAGUUCGAGGACAGUGUCUUUGAGGUAUGGAAUGAGUUGAUAACCUCUCAAAGAGGUCUGCAUCAUGCGAUACAGACGUUGAGCAGGGUAAUGGCAACGCCUAUGCCUGCCCAUCGCUGACUAUGAUGGCCAAUAAGUGCCUUUUGUAUCCGAUUACCGGAUCAAUGGAGGCUCCAAACGGUGGACGGCAAAACAUGACAUCAACCAAAUCUCUUCAGAGUGCCAUAGGCCUAUGAACACCACCGAUAGUGUUCGCAUGGCCGAGACGGAGCUGCACGAUGAAGUGCAGCGGUUCAGUCUGAAGCGGUCUAAUUGGUUUUCAACACACAGAUGAAAGAAACCUCGGUUCACCAGAGAACUUAUUGGUUUUUUUUUUUUAAAUCAUCAACCAAACAAGAACAACAUCUGAGUCUCUUCGUCAGUCAUUUUUAUUUAGUUUCAUACGUCAUGUUCUCUAAUGUCUUCUUUAGGGAAAUAUUUCUGCUUUCUUGUGACAUCUGUUUGUACACCAACAGCCUUGAAAUGGAAGAGUGGAAGCUCCGGUCUACCGUCGUGAAACCAUCUGACACUGGCAGCGCAGUAGGUGCUCCAGUUAGGCGUAGUUUUGACAAAAUAUGUUUAUAUAUUAAUAUAAGAUGUAACUAUCUAUCUGGGAUAACACAAAAACCCAACAAAACCUGUGAAACUUGAAAAUAACAUUUAUUUCCUGGAAGAUCAAUGCAGCUUCUCCAGAACCAAACCACCUCAUAUGUGUGGGUAGUAAAUACCCUUUUAAAAAUGAAAAUAAUCAGUUUACAAUUAGCAUAGGUUUAGUGUAGUGUUUGGAACAAUUGAUCUUGUAUAUAUAUUUUGUCUUGUAUUCAUAUAAUUUUACUGCUGUUGCGGAGUUGUAUUAGAUAAAUACUGGAAAUGCAGUGAACUAAUCGAAUCCCAGGGAAUAUUUGUAUAGCGUUUAGCCCAAAAUGUGAUCAAACCAAAGAGAAAUAUCUUUUCAUUGGCUUUUUCUUUUUUUUCUCUCUCUGUAUAUUUAUUUAUGGUACAAAAACAAGGUUUCUGAACUGUAAACGUUUUCCUGUCAGUGCCUGGAAGCACUUGAUACAUUUUCUCAAAUAUUGAUCCAUUUGAAAAAAGGCGUUGACAAGUAAACUAUAGUCAUAGUUUUGACAUCAAAUAGACAACAACAUAGUUUAUUAUCUUCUUUCAAAGUUUUGGCUUUUUUUUUUCUCCAUUUCCUAAAUUUGUUAGGUUUCAACUCACGUAAUUUAAUAUUUAAAUUAAACUCAGCUGCCACUAAGAAAUAAAGACCUCGUUACAUUUGCAAAUGUGAAAUUCCGAGCUGAAAUCCAACUUUCAAAAUUCGAAUGGCUGAUGUUCAAGACUGCUGAAAUACAUUUUCUAACGAACGGCGUCGCGAGACUGAACACUUAACUUUUGAUUAUGUUCCUGCUGGACAGUAUGAUAUUUUAAACUAAGUACAGUACCUGCUAGAUCGCAGUUAUCUAUUUUAGCCAAAUCAUAUUUGUUUUUUGUUUGUCUGUUACUUUGUGAUCACACAGUGGCAAUAAUGAGGAACGAAGUGGUUCAAGUUUUGUGAAUUAGUGCACUUUAAAAAUUGAUCUUAUGGUGCACUGAUGUGAAGAUGCAGUAACUCCUCAGCAUAUUAUUUAUUUGAUAAUUUUUUUGUAAUUAUUUAAUGUCUCUUUAUAAUUAUUUUUUUCUCCCUGACUUCAGAUGAGGUGAAACUUUCAGUCUUUUUGAGUAGAAUUUGAGAAACAGAGACCUCUUGUGGAAUGUCAAAGGUACUACAACACGAUUUUUAUUUUCAUGCAAUCUGCCAGGCUUAUGUAUCGGCCGUCUUACCUCAGUGCAAUAAGAAAUGCACUACUGGUCAGUGAGUCUCCCCAAAAACUGUACAGAAAAUUAAUGUUUUCUCUUCUUUUUUUAAAAAUCUCAGUGCAGCUAAAAAUAUUUUUGUAGCACGUGUUUUUUAUUGGGGAAUAAUUUUAUUUUUUGAAUAUUCAAAAAAGUUCCCUUUUUUCUCUAUGCUGUGUGCUGCAACUUUAGCGAAUCAUGGGCACUUCCUUCGUCUUUAUUGUGCGUUACAUAAUGCCGGAUUUUAAAAAUAUAUUUAUUAUGGAUAGUUUUAUAUCUUAUCAUGGUUGGACAAUCACCAAAAAAUUACUGUAUGCUUCUAUACAGAUGUUAUUGUUUAAUCAAUGGGUCCACAGUCUCUAAUAAUGUGCAAAAUGAAAAAUUCAAAAAUAUUAUAAUUUAGUUGAUUAUGUGAGGUACUUGCAUUUAAUUUAACAUGCAAUAAUUAAAGACCCAUAAACUAUAAAGUUAAAAAAAGUAGUCAGUUGAUAUUCGCUGUGUGGCAAAAAGCCCUCCAUCCCUUCCAGACGAAGGCAUUAUGUAAAUGUGUUGCAUCACUUUUAACAUUUUUGCUCCAGCACAUAUUAUUAUUAUUAUUUGCAUAUCGCUUUGUUUGAUCGAGCUGAACUCACUUGCAAGGGAAUCGUUCUGUGUUGGAAGAUACAUUUAGUUUGUUUUAGCAUCUAUCUUUAUUCAUGCUUUUGUUUUCAUUGUUAUUUCCUCUUAUGCCCCCCAUGUUGUCAAAUUCUGAAAUGUUACCUGCGAGGAAAUGUGCAAUAGAUGAAAAAAAAAGAAAAA